AUGGCGCCGGCGGUGGUGUCGGCGCUGGCCAAGUACAAGCUGGUGUUCCUCGGCGACCAGUCGGUGGGCAAGACCAGCAUCAUCACCAGGUUCAUGUACGACAAGUUCGACACCACCUACCAGGCAACGAUUGGCAUUGACUUUCUGUCAAAAACAAUGUAUCUAGAAGACCGAACUGUACGUUUACAACUCUGGGAUACUGCAGGACAGGAGAGAUUUAGGAGCCUUAUUCCAAGCUAUAUCAGGGACUCUUCCGUUGCGGUGGUUGUUUAUGAUGUAUCCAAUAGGCAGUCCUUCCUGAACACCUCAAAGUGGAUUGAUGAAGUCCGCACCGAGAGAGGUGGCGAUGUGAUAAUCGUGCUCGUUGGGAACAAAACUGACCUCGUCGACAAGAGACAAGUGUCCACAGAAGAAGGAGAGAGCAAGGCGAAAGAAUUGAACGUCAUGUUCAUCGAAACCAGCGCGAAAGCUGGCUUCAACAUCAAGCCGCUGUUCCGCAAGAUUGCCGCGGCCCUGCCGGGAAUGGAGACGAUGUCGGCGAAGUCGGAGGACAUGGUGGACGUGAACCUGAAGCCGACUUCCAGCCAGUCCAACUCGCAGCAGCAGGCGGGGAGCGGAUGCGCCUGCUAG
Messenger RNA from Miscanthus lutarioriparius, 630 nucleotides. NCBI's taxonomy places the organism in Eukaryota, Viridiplantae, Streptophyta, Magnoliopsida, Poales, Poaceae. The record is from the annotation of a GenBank genome assembly.